GUAAAUACUCAAGCUCCAUCCAAUGUGGUUGAUUGCAGCAAUCGCAACAAUUCAAAAUACUAUGUUGUCGUUGUUCAGUAUACCGCUAAGUUCAGUGCUGAAACUGUUAAAAACUUCCUGUAUUCACUCAAUGAUGGCAAAAUAGCGAAAAAGAAGUUCAACUUGAGACUUGCUCCGGAGGAGACGUCUGCGAAAUUAACUGGAUAUGAGCAUAAUGGAGUGACAUGCAUUGGCAUGAAAACAGAUAUUCCAGUGAUUUUGGAUGAAGCCAUUGCAAAACUAAAUCCUGAUUAUUUUUGGUUGGGCGGUGGGGAAAUCGACCUGAAGCUUGGGAUCAGGACGUCCGAGUUCGUUAACUUUGUCAAACCCUUCAUUGUCAAGUGUAGUUAAACAACCCGUUUUCGGCCAGUUUACGACGAAUUGACACAACAGACUAAUGCUGCCAGGAUCCAGGUUUUUCAGUAUUGAUUUAUUUAACUUUUUUAUGCUUCUGAGGAUGGAUCAACUGUCUGUGUGUUCCAAAUGAGGAUGAAACCAAAAACAGAACUCAUCACUGCUUAGAAUGCUGAAUUUGUAACUUACAAUCUGACCAUUUAAUGGACAUGAAUGAUUUAAUGGACCACUUUAAAUUUCAGC
Momordica charantia (bitter melon) is the source of this 636-nucleotide messenger RNA. The record is from RefSeq and is a predicted model, not a curated record. Lineage: Eukaryota; Viridiplantae; Streptophyta; Magnoliopsida; Cucurbitales; Cucurbitaceae.